Messenger RNA from Copidosoma floridanum, 3370 nucleotides. RefSeq names its product Nuclear polyadenosine RNA-binding 2 (gene Nab2). Gene Ontology annotation, cellular component: nucleus; cytoplasm. The record is from RefSeq and is a predicted model, not a curated record. Lineage: Eukaryota; Metazoa; Arthropoda; Insecta; Hymenoptera; Encyrtidae. Gene Ontology annotation, biological process: regulation of mRNA stability. Gene Ontology annotation, molecular function: poly(A) binding; metal ion binding.
GGCUGGUAAGCUGAGUUGACAUAAAUAAAAUAUUCAAGCGUAGAUGUAUUAAAGUUUAUUUGUAAAACGAUAAGGACCUAGUGCUGAGAUUUCGGGGGUGUUUUUUAUUGUACAAGCUGCUGCAAGAAGCCGUGUGCGUGCGUUGUACGUGAAAAUAAACGCCUCAAGAUGGACAUUCGUGGCAUCGAAAUCACGAAUCAGCUGAGGAGUGCCAUUCGAGCCAAACUGCUCGAACUGGGUGUUCGAUAUGACGAGGAGUUGCCAGACUACAUUUUGGUGAUGGUUGUAAACAAAAAGUCUCGGCAGCAGAUGAACGACGAUUUGCAGCUAUUCUUGGAGGAUCAUACCGAAACUUUCGUCAACUGGUUGCAUGAUCAAGUUUUGAAAAAACUGCAAAAAGUUACCAUUGCUAAGAAGAAAGGCAGCAGCAAGGAGAGUGUCCCACUGCUGCCCGUGAAGAAGGAGGAGGACCAAAAAAAAAUCAAAGAAGAAGACAAACCCAGCAGCUCUGAGCUGAAUUUGCAGCCGGAAGUGCUCACGAAGCAAGAAAGGGACAGAGAAUUUGAGGAGCUGGUUGGAGACUUGGCAAUGUUGAACGAAGAAGACUGCAGCAAGUCAAGUUUCAAGGAUUUGGAUAUUAGUGAUGAACAAAAGGAAAAGAGGAAAGAUUCUUACUCUCUUGAUUUAGAAUGUAAUACCAAUAGCAUGGAAAUGGACACUGCUGCCAUGUCUAUGGAUGUAAAAACACCACCACCACCAGUACCUGUACAGUCUUUGAUUAUAGAAAAAAAAGAAACAAGUCCAAUGCAAAGUUGUUCAUUGACACCUCCAAAAAAUAGUGAUUUCUCGUCUUCAGUUAUAAAAAGAAAAUCAAACGCAAAUGAAAGUGUUUCAGAAAAAAGUGAGCCAAGUAGUAAACGCAUGAAAAUCACGUAUGACUCUGAAAGUGAGAGUACUAACAAGCUCAAAUCAGCUACGACCAAGCCAAGAAUCACUUCUGUCGUUACAGUUAAAAAUAGGCUUGGUUCUUCUCCUACAAAAAAAUUGGAGUCUCCAGUGAAAGUUGGUGGAGAAAAAAUUGUCACAAGCAAAAGCCAUUCUGAUGUGAGAAAAAGCGACAUUGUUAGUCAUAAAAGUAGUUCGGAUCAAAGCAAAGACAAAGAUGGACGACGACGACAAAGUCGCUCGAAUUCGAGAUCUUCAAGUAGCAGAGAUAAGUCUGGAAGUAGAUCAAAGAAUGACAAACCAAAAAAGAUUACAGAUUUGAGAGAUAAGGUAAAACUGAGUAGCAAGCCGGGGACUGUGAAGUCUCGUCUUGGCGCCAUCGUAAGUUCUCAAACAGAAGAUAAAUUACCAUUGAAAUCAUCCAGUAGUACCACCAAAGUGAGUAAACCUAGAGUUAGUAAUGUCAAAAGUAGAUUGGGAGUGAAAGUGAAGCCUCAAAGGAAGGAUAAUUUGAGUGGAGCAGCAAGACUGUCUCAGAUAAUUAAAGAAUCCUGUGGAUUCCAACAGAAUGAAGAUGAUGAUACCGAAUCUUUGUUGAAUACUUCCCUCAAGUCUCACAUAAUCGCAAUUAAGAAACCAAAACUGCAGAAGGCAAAAGAUAAAGUUUCCAAAGUGUCAAAAAGAAAAGCUGAUUUAAGCAAAGAUAAUAAAAAAGAGGAGCAUAUUACAAAUAUCAUUGAAGAUGAUGAUGAGGACACUCAGGGUAAGCUCUCGAGUAAGAUUAUUGUGACUCCAAGGCCUCUGAAGCCAUUGCAGCCAUUCCAAAAACGUGCUACGCAAUCUUUGCUGUUAAGAGCAGUGCAAGAGGCAAAUCAAUCUGUUGUCAUGCAGAAAAAAAUAGAUCCAUGUUUGAAGGAACAGAAACCUACGAGUAACAUUAAAAUAACGCGAGAUCCUAAGGAAGGCAAAGUACUGGCAAUAAAUUUAAAUUCGAAUAAACAGCUUGUCCAGGAUAGGAUUCAAGUCGAACUAGCCAACCGUAAACGAAAAAAAAAGGCUAAGAAGCAUUUUUCACAAGAUGUCAGAGAAGAAGAUCUGGACGUCGUCAAGUCCUUGUUUAAAAGAAGCGAUGAUAAACAGCAAUUUUUAGUUACGUUGAAUGGGUAUAACAAUAAUGUCCUCAAAGAAAAAAAUUCUGAUGAUGAACAAUUGGAAAUGCAGGUUGAUGAAGGCAAUGAUUUUGAUGUUCAAUAUGAAGUAUAUGAUGAAAAUGAUGAAAUCAUAGAAUACAUUGAAGAGGAUCAAGACGAAUUUGAAAUUGUAGAUGACCACGAUAAUAGUGAUAUUUUGUAUGAUGAAGAGGAUCAAAUUCAUGAUUUAGACGUAAUUUAUGGAAAUGUACAUUAUCUCGAGCCAACUGUUGAUGUUGAAAGUGAUAAAAAUGAUACUACAGAGGACUCAAAAGAUAAAAAAAACACUUCAAACAAAAGAAGAAAGACUCAUAGUCCAAUUAUUUUUACACGAUCUCGAUCAAACAGUCCUACCAGCAAAUUUACUGUAGCAUCUACUGUAAGCUCUGCACUACAUGUAGACAAACGGCCACUCAUAAAUUCAGUUAUUACAACUGUUGCUGACAAAUCAAGUGAAAAAUGUCGGUACUGGCCAAAUUGCACAUUAGGUAUUAAAUGUGCUUACUAUCAUCCUGAUGUUCCAUGCAGCUCUUUUCCUGCCUGUAAAUUUGGAGACAAGUGUGCUUACAAACACCCAAAGUGUAAAUUCGGAUCGGCGUGCACGAAACUGGGAUGUAUAUUUUCUCAUCCUCCAUUACAAUGCAAAUAUCAUCCAUAUUGUAUGAAACCUAGCUGUCCGUUUUCACAUCCUAAAACCGCGAUUUCUAAUCCAUUAAGUCCCUUAAGUCCAUUACCUGAUAUUACUAGUGCACGUGCAAAGUUCAAGUGGACGAAAAAGGAAUAGUGUGUCAAAUGUAUCUUAUUUGCUUUAUCUAUUUGAUGAUAUUAUUUUCCUUAUGUAUAACUCUUAUGAAAUUCGAAUUGAAUUUCGUAGAAUAUAAUGUUUAUUCAUUCAACAUUUGAAAUUUUUCGAUUGUUAUUAAACUUUAGAUUAAUAUAAGAAUGAGUGUAGCAAUUGUAUAAUAUCUUAUAAUGGUAAAAUGAACCCGCUAUCAUGUACAUGUUUUAUAUUCUUAGUGAUUGAGAAGAAAAUUUGUUUUGAGAAAUAUAUAUCAAUUAAUAACUGGGUUCAAACCAAUGUUAUGACAUUUUUUUAAACCCCUUUUUUCAGAUUCAGAUAUACAACACUUUUUUAACACUUGACAUUUUUUGUGAUAAACCUUAAAUAAUUUAAUUACAUAUAUUUUUAAUUUAACAAGAAAUAUGCUCAUUUUUUUUCUCAAUACUUUUUUAGA